GUUGAAAAUUGGUGUCCUCGUUUACCUUGGAGAGCAAAAAAUCCUAAUGAAGAAACUGAUCAAAAAGCAAUGGCUGAAAUUCGUAUCAACUUUGAUAAUCUCUACAAAAUGAUGUCAAGACAUGAGGAGUUCAGGUGGAUGAUGUUGCGCAUCAGACGAAUGGCUGAUACCUGGAUUGAAGCAAUUAAAUCACUUGCAGAAAAGCAAAAUUUGGAGAAAAGAAAACGGAAAAAGAUCCUUGUUCAUUUGGGGCUUUUGACUAAAGAAUCUGGAUUCAAGAUUGCAGAAAAUGCGUUUAGCGGUGGCCCACUUGGUGAAUUAGUCCAGUGGAGUGAUUUAAUUACAUCUCUCUACUUACUGGGCCAUGACAUCAGGAUUUCAGCUUCACUGGCAGAGCUCAAGGAGAUUAUGAAGAAGGUUGUAGGUAACAGAUCUGGCUGCCCUACCCAGGGGGAUAAAAUUGUGGAACUCAUUUACAUUGAUAUUGUGGGACUCACUCAGUUUAAGAAAACCCUUGGUCCAUCAUGGGUUCAUUACCAGUGUAUGCUGAGAGUUCUGGAUUCCUUUGGAACUGAACCAGAGUUUAACCAUGCCCAUUAUGCCCAGUCUAAAGGCCACAAGACACCAUGGGGAAAGUGGAACCUUAACCCACAGCAGUUUUAUACAAUGUUCCCUCACACUCCAGAUAACAGCUUCCUUGGAUUUGUGGUAGAGCAGCAUCUGAAUUCCAGUGACAUUAAGCACAUUAAUGACAUCAAAAGGCAAAAUCAAUCUCUCGUUUAUGGCAAAGUAGAUAAUUUCUGGAAGGACAAGAAGGCUUAUCUGGAUGUCAUCCACACCUAUAUGGAGGUCCAUGGCACUGUUCAUGGGACAAGCACCAUGUACAUUCCUGGCUAUGUCAAGAACCAUGGCAUACUCAGCGGGAGGGAUUUGCAGUUUCUACUGAGAGAAACCAAACUGUUCGUUGGCCUAGGGUUUCCAUACGAAGGCCCAGCUCCUCUAGAGGCUAUUGCCAAUGGAUGUGCUUUUCUAAAUCUGAGAUUCAAUCCACCCAAAAGUAGCAAAAACACAGACUUUUUCAAAGGCAAACCAACACUCCGGGAGUUGACAUCUCAGCACCCCUAUGCUGAAGUUUACAUUGGGAAGCCCCAUGUCUGGACUGUAGACAUCAAUGAUCUUUCUGAAGUUGAGAAGGCUGUGAAAUCAAUUUUGAAUCAAAAGAUUGACCCUUAUUUGCCCUAUGAAUUUACAUGUGAGGGAAUGUUGCAGAGGAUGAAUGCAUUUAUUGAAAGACAGGAUUUCUGUCACGGGCAGGUGAUGUGGCCCCCACUAAGUGCCCUUCAAGUGAAAAUGGCUGAACCUGGAAAAUCCUGUAAACAAGUCUGUCAGGAAAGCCAGCUCAUCUGUGAGCCUUCCUUCUUCCAGCAUCUGAACAAGGACAAAGCUCUGCUUAGGCAUAACAUCGAAUGUCUCACCAUGGAGUCUGCAAAUGAUAUUCUGGUCCCCUCUUUUGAUGGAAGAAGGAAGCACUGUGUUUUCCAAGGUGACCUGUUGCUGUUCAGCUGUGCUGGAUCCCACCCCACCCACAGAAGGAUCUGCCCCUGCAGGGACUAUAUCAAGGGGCAGGUUGCGCUUUGCAAGGACUGCCUAUAG
Messenger RNA from Acanthisitta chloris (rifleman), 1653 nucleotides. It is a transcript of the gene MGAT5, whose product is annotated as mannosyl (alpha-1,6-)-glycoprotein beta-1,6-N-acetyl-glucosaminyltransferase. The transcript is spliced from 13 exons. Lineage: Eukaryota; Metazoa; Chordata; Aves; Passeriformes; Acanthisittidae. The record is from RefSeq and is a predicted model, not a curated record. Gene Ontology annotation, molecular function: alpha-1,6-mannosylglycoprotein 6-beta-N-acetylglucosaminyltransferase activity. Gene Ontology annotation, biological process: protein N-linked glycosylation. The annotation marks the transcript as partial. Gene Ontology annotation, cellular component: Golgi apparatus.